AGAGCAGCUGACUUGACUCCCGGCUGCAUCGUCUGCUCCAUCUUGUGAGCAUAAGAGUCGGUUUCCAGAGGAGCCAGAAGCAAGAAGAGCCCUAGGGGCGAGCUGACUUGACCCCCGGCUGCAGCUCCAGCUUCCCAUGGCAUCUGGAUCCACCAUAAUGGACCCCGUCUGUCUGGUAAGAAACCAGAACAAUCAGCUGACAGUAAAUCCUAGAGCAUUAAAGACUCUCGAGCAGAUAUCUCAGCCUGUGGUGGUGGUGGCCAUUGCAGGGCUGUAUCGGACCGGAAAGUCCUACCUGAUGAACCGCCUGGCAGGACAGAACCACGGUUUCCGUCUGGGCGCCACAGUGCGGUCUGAAACCAAGGGCAUCUGGAUGUGGUGCGUGCCCCACCCCUCCAAGGAGAACCACAUCCUGGUCCUUCUGGACACUGAGGGUCUGGGUGAUGUGGAGAAGGGGGACUCCAAGAAUGACUCGUGGAUCUUUGCCCUGGCCGUGCUCCUGAGCAGCACCUUUAUCUACAAUAGCAUGAGCACCAUCAACCACCAGGCCCUGGAGCAGCUGCACUAUGUGACUGAACUAACAGAGUUAAUCAGAACCAAAUCAUCUCCCAGCUCCGAUGAAGAAGAGGACUCAGCUGAGUUUGUGAGUUUCUUUCCAGACUUCAUCUGGACUGUGCGGGAUUUCAUGUUGGAACUGGAGUUAGAUGACUACCCCAUCACUGAAGAUGAGUACCUGGAGAAUGCCUUGACAUUGAUUCCAGGCAAGGAUCCCAAAAUCCAAAAUUCCAACAUGCCCAGAGAGUGUAUCAGGAAAUUUUUUCCGAAAAGAAAGUGCUUUGUCUUUGACCGGCCUACAAAUGACAGAAAGCUAUUACUCCGUGUUGAGGAACUAUCAGAUAACCAAUUGGAUGUGAAUUUCCAGAAGCAAUCAAAAGAUUUUUGCUCAUAUAUCUUUACCCAUGCAAAGCCCAAGACCCUAAGAGAAGGAAUCACUGUCACUGGGGGAGGGUUGGGGACUCUGGUGGAGGCCUAUGUAAAUGCCAUCAACAGUGGAGGAGUUCCCUGUUUAGAGAACGCAGUAAUAACUCUGGCUGAGCGUGAGAACUCAGCAGCCGUGCAGAAGGCGGCUGAUCACUACAAUGAGCAGAUGACCCAGCGACUGAACCUUCCCACAGACACACUCCAGGAGCUGCUGGAGGUGCACACAGCCUGUGAGAAGGAAGCCAUUGCCAUCUUCAUGGAGCGCUCUUUCAAGGAUGACAAGCUGAUGUUCCAGAAGAAGCUCGUGGACAUCAUGGAGAAAAAGAAGGACAGUUUCAUGAUCCAGAAUGAAGAGGCUUCUGUCAAAUAUUGUGAGGCUGAGCUUAAGCAGCUUUCAGAAUCCUUGGUGAAAUGUAUUUCAGGAGGCACAUUCUUUGUCCCUGGAGGACACAGUCUCUAUUUAGAAGCAAGGAACAAGUUUGAACAAGACUAUACACUGGUUCCCAGGAAAGGAGUUAAGGCCAACCAGGUUCUCCAGAGCUACCUGCAGUCACAGGCAGGAGUAGAGGAAGCCAUCCUGCAGGCAGACCAGGCCCUCACUGCUGGGGACAAGGCCAUGGCAGCUGAGUGUGCCAAGAAGGAUGCAGCUGAGAGGGAACAGGAGCUUCUAAGAGAGAAACAGAAUGAAGAAGAACAAAAAGUGGAGGCACAAGAGAGAAGCUUCAAAGAAAACCUGGCCCAACUGCAAGAGAAGAUGGAAAGGGAAAGAGAAAACCUUCUGAGAAAGCAGGAAACGAUGCUGGAGCACAAGCUGAAGAUGCAAAAAGAGUUACUCACAGAUGGAUUCAAAAAGGAAGCUGAGGCGUUAGAUAAAGAGAUAGAUCAACUAAAAGAAGGUAUUCGAACAACUGAAAAGUCCUUCAAUAUUUCAGAUGUCCUUGAUAUGGCGAGCAUGGCAUUAGUUGCAGUACUCCCUGGGCCUUAUAAAGUAGUUGGUAUGGGACUGAAACUUCUCAGUGAUCGUAUGAAAGGGGCUGAGAAACCCUCCUAA
Molecule: messenger RNA, 2032 nt
Organism: Budorcas taxicolor (takin)
Lineage: Eukaryota; Metazoa; Chordata; Mammalia; Artiodactyla; Bovidae
Product: guanylate-binding protein 7-like
Exons: 12
Coding region: 137-2032 (631 amino acids)
Biological process (GO): defense response to Gram-positive bacterium; defense response to protozoan
Molecular function (GO): GTPase activity; GTP binding
Source: RefSeq, a predicted model, not a curated record